Messenger RNA from Lotus japonicus, 1586 nucleotides. RefSeq names its product ethylene-responsive transcription factor LEP-like. Gene Ontology annotation, molecular function: DNA binding; DNA-binding transcription factor activity. Lineage: Eukaryota; Viridiplantae; Streptophyta; Magnoliopsida; Fabales; Fabaceae. The transcript has a single exon. Bases 280 to 1116 code for a protein of 278 amino acids. The record is from RefSeq and is a predicted model, not a curated record. Gene Ontology annotation, biological process: regulation of DNA-templated transcription.
AGAUUAUGAAAGAACUCAUAUAUAUGUGGAUAAAGCUUCCAGCCAAAAAAAAAUUAAAAAAGAAAAGGCACGUGUCCACACUCCACACUCAUUCAUUCACAAAAAAGAGGACAAAGAUGGCAAUUACAAGCAAGUUAGGGUGCAAAAAGAAGAAUUCACAAACCUUGGUCUCUCUUAUUUAUACCCAACUCACAUGCUGACACUCCACAACAAAAAAAAACCGAAACCAAAACACAAACAAAGAAGAAACAACAAGAGUCCCAUUGUUUUGUUACUACAAUGAGCCCUCCUCAUACAACCCCGUCAAAGGGAAAGAAGAAGACGGAAACAACGCCGCAACAAUCACAAGAGCAGCAAACAACCUGGGGAGGAAGGUACCUCGGCGUCCGGAGGAGGCCAUGGGGGCGUUACGCCGCGGAGAUUCGUGACCCUUCCACAAAGGAAAGGCAUUGGCUGGGCACGUUCGACACCGCGGAGGAAGCCGCGCUGGCCUAUGAUAGGGCAGCGCGGUCCAUGCGCGGGUCACGUGCCCGCACCAAUUUCGUCUACACGGACACGCCUCCCGGCUCCUCCUUGACGCCAAUCCUCUCCCCAGACCAACAACAACAAGUGGUUGAUCACACGUUCCACGACCUCUCCUCAUUCUUGACACAAAACAACCAUCCUGGUUCAGUUCAACCCGACCCUGUUCCGGCUCUCGACCCGGUUAUGCUUCUCGCCGGAAUGCCGUCGGCUGUUUACGGAUACGGUGGUUACGGGGAGGGAACAAAUUGUGUAACUGCUGCUGCCACGGUGGAGGGUAAUUAUAACUCUAACAACAACAACUCUAAUCAUUAUUUUAUGAACCAACAACAAGUGUUUUUCGACGACGGUUGUAACGCCGCCGCCGGCAGCACUAGCGGUGAGAUAGAGCUUCCGCCGUUGCCACCGGAUAUUACUAGCUCAUGUUAUGAUAGUAGUAAUAAUGAUAAUGGGUGUUAUUAUUGGGAGCAGAAUGCGGGGGGUUAUGAUCAGUAUUUGCAUAAUGUGGCGGUUUCAGAGAAUGUUGUGGCGGGUUCUGAAGGUUUUCAGUUUGGAGGCUCUUCUUCUUCUUCUUCUUCUUCAUUUUUCUUCUGAUGAGGCUCUUUCUCUUUCUAUGUUGUUUUAUGUUAAUAGUUUAGUUGCUUUUUGGGUUUUUUUUUUUUGUGUGUGAGAGUUGUUGUUGUUGUUGGAUUGGUUGUUUUGGGAGACAGGGGCAAAUUUUUUUUUGUUUCAUGUGUUGUCCACGUUCGACGACGACCGUGAAUGAGGAGAAAUGUCUUGAGAGUUUGUCUGGUGUGUGUUGUAAUGUGUAGAGUGUUUACGAUGGGGUUAGUUUUUGUGUUGCGGCUUGCGACUAUUUGCUAGCUUUAAGAUGGAGACUUGCGCAGCAAUGAGCAAUCAAAUCGUGAAUAUGAUUAUAAUUUUGGGUACUUGCUCCUAACUCUUUCUCUUCUUUGACUACCAAGUCUUCUUUUCCUCUUUUUGGUCACUUUUUCAUAUUUGCACAUUUUAAUAACUAUAAACUUGUAAUUACAUUUCAGUUUAAAAAAAAUGUUGUAAUUACA